Molecule: messenger RNA, 2429 nt
Organism: Magallana angulata
Lineage: Eukaryota; Metazoa; Mollusca; Bivalvia; Ostreida; Ostreidae
Exons: 1
Coding region: 1-1671 (556 amino acids)
Biological process (GO): positive regulation of DNA-templated transcription
Cellular component (GO): nucleoplasm; chromatin
Molecular function (GO): protein binding; ubiquitin-protein transferase activity; zinc ion binding
Source: RefSeq, a predicted model, not a curated record
AUGGACCCUCGACACAGCGCCCAGGAUGUGGUGCGUUGUGAUGUGUGUGAAACACCUGUCCCCCCACUACACUGUGACUUCUGUCAGACCAAUCUCUGCAAAGCUUGUGUUGGGGAGCAUAUACUAGAUUUAUCCCGAAAACAUCAGGUGGUAUCGUAUCGAGACCGAGGAACCACUCCAAAUUAUCCUAAUUGCUCAGAACAUGUAAAAGAACAAUGUAAACUUUACUGUGAACAAUGCGACAUUUCUGUUUGUGUUUAUUGUAUCCCCACUCAAAAUCACCAAAGUCAUAAGUUGGUAGACAUUUUGAGCAUUACUGAAAGAAAAACGAAUGAGUUACAAAGAGAUUUGAAAGAAUUAGAAAAAUCCCUUUAUCCUAAAUAUCAAGAAAUUGCAAGCAACAUCCCAAUUCAGAAAACUGAGCUAAGUAAAAACUACCAAAAAUUGACAACAGCAAUUGACAAACAUGGAGAAGACUUGCACAAACAAAUCGACCAUAUGAUCCAAAAACUGAAAUCUGAUCUUGAUGUAAUAGACUCAGAACACCUGGUCGUCUUAAAUAAACAGUAUGAUAAAAUUAUACGCACCAUUUCUGAAAUCACACAGAGCAUUGCUGAAAUAAAGAAAUCGUUAGACUCCAAUGAUGUUAGCCUUGUUUCUUCCUACAAAUCAAGGAAUGCUGAAUUUAGAAAAUUGCCUCUUAGGCUCAAACUUCCUCUACCAAACUUCACACCCAAGAAAGUAAACACAGAACAACUUUACCAACAGUUUGGUUCCCUGUCAGCAUUCUUCAAUUCAACAGAGGAAGACGGCUAUACAAGGGAAACUUCAGAGGCAGGAUUAUCUCCUCUUAAAGUACUGCUUGAUAAGCCACAUAUUAUCAGUACUGCCGAUACACAGUGCACACGCAUAUUGAGUGUUGCUUGUCACAGUGAUGAAGAAGUCUGGACGUGUAGAUACACAGACAACAUAUUGAGACUUUUCAACCUGCAAGGAGAACUAGUGAGGUCCACCCAAACCACGCCAGGGGGCAGAGCAUCGGACAUAGCAGCAACAGAGAGUGGGAAUCUAGUUUAUAUUGGAGGCAUGGAUAGAACUGUAAAAAUAUUAAAGAAUACAGAGAUACAGACAGUGAUCACACUACAGGAGUGGAGUCCUUGUGGUGUCUGUAGUACCUCCUCUGGUGACCUCCUGGUUGCCAUGAUCAGUGAUGAUAAAGAAGCAAAAGUUGUGCGUUACGCUGGGGACACAGAGAUACAAAGUAUUCAGUACAAUGCCAAAAGACGUCUCUAUUCAUAUUAUGGAGAAAAAUACAUCAGUGAGAACAGGAACCUAGAUAUCUGUGUGUCAGACUAUGGAGCCCGUGCAGUAGUGGUGGUCAAUCAGGCCGGGAAACUCCGGUUUACUUAUACUGGUCCUCCCUCUACUACCUGGGGAUCAUUUAGUCCAUAUGGCAUCACAACAGACAGCCAGGGGCGGAUCCUGACAGCAGACUUCAACAACCACUGUGUCCACAUCCUGGAUCAGAACGGACAGUUCCUCCGCUACAUUGACAACUGUCAUUUACAGAAACCAUGGGGUUUAUGUGUAGACACCAGAGACAACCUCUUUGUGUCUGAGUUCCACACAGGUAAAGUGAAAAAAAUACAAUAUUGCAAAGAAAAAAAUUGAUUUUAUCAUAAUCAAGUGUCGUUGACGGGGCAUAUAAAUCAGAGCAACUUUCAUCGUAACCCGCAAACAGAAACUUUUACUAAAACGCACUUACGUGUGUUACGUUCACGUUUACGUCAACGUUUUCGAUCUCACCACGUAAGUGAAACGGUCGCCAGAGACAAUCUCACUGUGCCCGAGUAAGGUGAAAAAAAUACAAUGUUGCGAGUAAACAAUCUGUAUCUUAUAAAAGUAACACAAACACAUACUUUUGCACCCAAACAAUGUGUAUUAGUAUUACAGUUACUAUUGUUCAAUAUGAUGUGCGUUUAAUGUAAACAAACUGCGUGCAUAAUGUGUUUAAUUGUCUCUACUUCUCUUAUGUAAGUUCAUAUCAAGUUUCUUUAAGACCUUGUGUGGACAUGCAUUUAGUUCAUUAAACAACAUGUUAAAAUGCAUGUAAACAAUUUGUCUGUGUUUAUAUUACUUGUUCAUGGUUAUCUUCGUGUACACUGACUGUCUCCUUAUGUUCUUUAUUGUCAAUUUAUUUGUUUCAUAUGUGCAAGUUAGUUAUAUUUGUUUAAUUUUACUGAUCUUUGUAAGAAAGACAGAUGAAUUCUAUACAUUAAUUCAAAACAUGUUUGUUGAAUAUUGAAAAGUACAAAACAAUUAACAGGGUAUAUGUUACAUAGUACCAGCAAUCAAAUACAUUAAAAUUAACUAAAAGUAAGCGUGAUUACAUAAAGAGUUUUAAUCUCUACAGUUCUGCAGUUUCUUUA